Molecule: messenger RNA, 1551 nt
Organism: Paramacrobiotus metropolitanus
Lineage: Eukaryota; Metazoa; Tardigrada; Eutardigrada; Parachela; Macrobiotidae
Exons: 2
Coding region: 252-1337 (361 amino acids)
Source: RefSeq, a predicted model, not a curated record
AAGUUAUCCCAAGAUCCCAUUUUAGCGGCAGAUGUUGCACGGCAAUAGUUGGCAUACGUGCUUGAGUAGCGUACAUUUUGCACUUACAUUAACUCAGGACAGAUUUGUUGUCAUCACCUGCAUAAAACUGUCAGUUAAAGAACGUUAUAUUAUCAUUUCAUCCGCGCCAGUAUUUUCCAGGAUAGUUCUUUACUGUGUCUUAAUACCAGUAAAAUCAUGCUGACCUUUGCUGACCACGAGGUACGGCUUGGAUGGAUAGACACUUUUGUCUGUUGAAAUGUGCUGGAGUCGUGCUGUUUUCGAUUUACAUGGUGCUUUCCUUGGACAAUUUCCACUCAUCAGCCUGUCCGACAGCUAUACAAAAGGCCUGCCACAAUAUCACGUGCUACUACACUAUCGCCACCCUGGAACGAAUUGUCCAAAACGCGACGCGCAAUCCAGCCAGUGACAAAAUCCACUUGGCUUUUGAACUACAUGACCGUAGCGCUUUUGGCAGCUUUGUCCAAGCGGUCCGCGUUGACUCAGGCGCUAGUGCUUCCCUGGCGUGCGCGGUGCACAAUGUCACAUUCAGCACUCCGCAGGAACUUCCGGAAAUUUAUUGGACAAUUAAUCAGCGCAUGCUAGCGUCUCUCCGCAACGGCCGUCUCACCAGUCCAGGCGUUUUUGACCUUAACCAUUCCACAAAAUCCCUUCCAUUGCCCACCUCCGCCUACGCUAACGUUACCGUAACGCUGACCCUGAAAAACGUUUCGUGGAGAGCCAGCGGCGACGUGGUCUGCUCCCAGCUGUGCCAUCUGACCCCAGUGAUUCGGCCUGUGCCCGUGCCCAUCAGGACGGGGAGCGUCGGAAAAAAAACAUUCUGCACCAGCUACAACCAGUACUUCCGCUUGCUGGUCUUUCCGUCGGCCAGCGAGCUUUUUCCCAUUCCGCUGGCCAACAUCACCGUGCUCCGUUGGUCUGAUACCAAUAUCAGCUGCGUUGUCAAUCGCCUGGAUGCCGGCAACAUACCAUCUUUCAUUUGGCGCUUCAACGGCCGGGUGAUUGCCGCCCCCGCGGACCACCCGCUGCAUGCCUUGGCUAGCGCUGUGGUGGAUCGUCGCGGUGGCUCCGGGCCGGCGGAAUAUUUUCCUUUGUACAACAUCUCCACAGCGAAGGAGUUGAAGUUUGCCGUAUCAUCCAGCAGUACGGCGACGACCAGCAGUAGCACGCUGUUCAUCAGCCGCGUCGACCUGCAUACUUCUGCGCGCGUGGAGUGCUGGGUGCGGCCGGAUGACAGCCAGGAGGUGUGGCGCCGGCAGAUUGCCUAUCUCCAUGUUGAAACUACCCCGGCCGCUUAAUCGCCAGCAGAAUGGCAUUUCGCUGUAACCUGUGUUCUGAUGUUUUCGCGUGUUUUGUACCAGUAGGGCCGUAAAAGAUGCUUACAUGUUGUUAUCUGCAUUUUUUUUCCGAAAAAAAUUUAAAAUAUUUGUGUAGUGCUGUCUAAUCGUAAAAAUAUAUUUAUUAGGAAUCGAAGGCUGCCCUGCACUGUAAUACUGUAGUACAUAAACACUU